AUGAUCCGGCGUUAUUCACUAGCAAUAGGGGGAUCAUGUUGUUGCCCAGCGCCGCGGUUAAUCUCAACUGAGGCUUUCGUCUCAUCAGUAGAAAAGGUGCAACACCAGUUGGGUACAUCUGAGCGUAAACAAGACCUCAUUCUCCACGGGAGGCAGUUGUUUGAAAAUGAGUCACUCGAUGACAUCCACUCGGCGUGGACUCCAGUUGUGGCGGGAAAAAUAUGCCACGCGGCUACACAGCUGCGAAUAUCGCCAACCAAAGGCCAGCCGUUCGGUGCCGUCGUGGGAUUAAGCCUGACACCUGAGGCAGUGGGGGUGAUGGACGCACCAUCUCUAGCCCGCAUUGCUCACUCUUGUUUGAUUUUGCGUUCACCACAUCUGUACGAGGUCCUUUUCACGUACAUACGCAGGCUCAUUACACUCGCAGCAACUCUCGACACAGUUUCGUGUGCAGUUCUUAUCAACGCCUAUGGCAGAGCGCAGGUGCAUCACGAGGAAUUCUAUAAAGUUAUCUGCGACAGGGCGGCCGUUGUGAUGAAGGACCCACGCACGUUCGUAGCGCAUACGGCGAACGUGGCACACGCCCUUUCCCGUGUGCGGUAUUUUCACAGAGACCUAUUCCUUACGUUACGUGAUCAAGCAGAACGACAAGCAUCACAAGGACCACCGCUAGUGGCUGUCACCAUCCUUGAUGGGUUUGCGGAAAUCGGUUUCGUGGACGACGCAUUAUUCACCGCGCUUGAGCAACGCUUGCUCGGAGAACUAGCGGAGUUACCGGCGCCACUGAUGGCAUCCCUCGUUUCGUGCCUCGCAAAGGCCGGACGAGCCCCAUCACCUCUUUUUACGGCGUGUGGUGAGCGGAUUGUGGCUAUUGGCAAUACAUUUGACUCGAAUUCUAUUGCGAAGACGUGUGAUGCCUUUUACCGCGCUAAUGUACCCGCCGAGGAGGUACUUGGGACACUUGCUGAACGCGCUUGUAAGGUUGUUGCUGAUUUCCGACCUGAUGAGAUCAACCAAACAUUGAGCUCCCUCGCUUCCUUCGACCUUUUCGACGGUGAGCUCUUUCCAUUGUUAGCGUCGCGCUUCGUGUCUAUCGUGAAACAAGGCGGGUACGUCAGUCCCGUUGACGCCGCCGGGAUCUUGACGAGCUUCGCUGUCGUGCAGGAGAGGAGCGACGAACUCGUGCACGUCUGUACGCAGUUGCUGUCCGUGCACCGUGAUGCACUUGAUGGGAUAACACUCCUGCAAACUUUGUGGGCAUGUGUGACACUCAACGUUCGUAACGAAGCCCAGCAGAAUCUUUUACAGUGUUUGAGCAGUGGUGCGGUGGUUUUGCCAGAUGAGGCGAGUGCUGAAAAAGAGUCGAAAGUGGUGCUUGAACGGCUUCUGUUCGUAAAGAAGGCAUACGGUUUACAGUGA
Messenger RNA from Trypanosoma brucei brucei TREU927, 1419 nucleotides. RefSeq lists its product as hypothetical. The coding region runs from base 1 to 1419 and encodes 472 amino acids. NCBI's taxonomy places the organism in Eukaryota, Euglenozoa, Kinetoplastea, Trypanosomatida, Trypanosomatidae. Gene Ontology annotation, molecular function: RNA binding. Gene Ontology annotation, biological process: regulation of mitochondrial mRNA stability; mitochondrial RNA processing. The record is from RefSeq and is a predicted model, not a curated record. Gene Ontology annotation, cellular component: mitochondrial matrix; ribonucleoprotein granule. The transcript has a single exon.